AUGCUGAGGAUCUCACGCAAGCAGUCCACGAAAACCACGCUGAUUGAUGAAGAAACCAUCUCAGGCUACAAGUCCACCAACUACUACCCGAUCAACGUGGGAGAUACCAUCUGCGAUGAUUACAAAAUCAAGGCGAAGCUGGGCUAUGGCAGGGACUCCACGGUAUGGCUAUGCACCAACAAAUCACAGUCCUUCAAGACGCUCAAAGUUUCCACUGCUGGCAAGGCUCAGUGUCGGGAGACGCGGGUCAUUGAGCAUCUGGUCGAUACCUUGGCGACUUCGGAGCAUCAAGGCAAGUACUGUGUGCGAUGGCCCGAAGACAUAUUCAACAUAGACUCUGCAGACGAAGAACGCCACCAUGAAUGUUUCGUGUUCGAGCCUCUGGGACCGAGCCUACUGGAGUUCAUGGAAGGCAGAGAAAACAAGACCUUUCACAUUGCCGAAGUGCGAUGGAUGGCCAUCUACUUCUUGAACGCGCUCGACUUCCUCCACACCCACGAAGUCGUGCAUGCUGAUCUGAAGCUGGACAACAUCUUGCUCACUCUUCCGUCGAAUCGAUCCGCGAUACUGAACAAGUUGGUCACGGCUGAAAAGCUAUCUCCAAGCUUUGCGAAGAUCACAGCAGGUGGGCAUCCUGUCGUCCAGUCCCGAGAGAUGAAUCAGAGCGAUUUCACCUUUCCCAUCCUUUGCGACCUGGGAUCGGCCGUACUUGGCCGCCCACCUCAUGAGGGUCUCGCCCAGGGGUUGCCUUACCGCGCUCCGGAAGUCAUUCUCGAGGGCCACUGGAACGAGAAGAUCGAUGUCUGGAGCAUGGGUGUCAUCAUCCUCGAAUUGAUGAUCGAUCAACGAUUGUUCGGGGAUAGCACCGAGGAGUAUGCACUACAGUCGAUGGUGCGUUGGCUAAGUUCUCCACCGGUCGCGCUCCUGGAUCGAUGUACACGCGCGGACCAAUUCUUCGACAAAUCCGGGCGCUGGAAACACGGUGAGAUCGCACAUGAGAAGCUUGAAGAUCGAAUAGAGAUCGAGCCAGAAAUGCCGCAACUUUUCGAUUUCAUCCGAAGCAUGCUGAAAUGGGAUCCCGACGAACGGUGGUCAGCUUCGGAACUGCUGAAGCAUCCUUGGUUGCAGGAUUGA
Zymoseptoria tritici IPO323 is the source of this 1134-nucleotide messenger RNA. RefSeq lists its product as uncharacterized. Bases 1 to 1134 code for a protein of 377 amino acids. The transcript is spliced from 5 exons. The record is from RefSeq and is a predicted model, not a curated record. Gene Ontology annotation, biological process: protein phosphorylation. Gene Ontology annotation, molecular function: protein kinase activity; ATP binding. Lineage: Eukaryota; Fungi; Ascomycota; Dothideomycetes; Mycosphaerellales; Mycosphaerellaceae.